UGCACUUAUUUCGGGUCGGGAUUCGGGGUGGCCCUGUCCCAGGCAGGCUGCUACCACCCCUCUGCUUCCAGACAUUCUCGGCCGUCAGGGAGUAUGUUGUCACAUAAGCCCUCAAGGCCUGGGAGGAGCCAGGGUGAGGGGUGCAAGGAGCACUGACCGGCGAGCAGAAGACUUGGGGCCUGUCCAGGCCCUGCCGCACACGGCCUUGGUCACCGCACACAUGGCAGAGUAGAACAAGCCUGGAUUCUGGAAUCGGGGGUCUCCUCUUGUCCCCAUUCUGCUGCUGGGGGACAAAGUAUUCCAGCUCUCUCAGCCCCCAUGACAUUUUCUUUUAUCAAGUGAGAGUAAGGGCAUCUCCCUCCCAGGGAAUGGAAGAUCAAAUGCAGCAGGCCAUUGAUUGGGGAGGUGGGGGCCUCGCCUGCCAGGCCGGCCACUGCAAGCAAGCACGGAGCCAGGCUCAGGGGAGGUGCUCGCCCUCUCUUGCCUCUCCGAGCCAGAUUCCCUCGGGACUUCUGCGUCCUCAUCUGGAAAAGGAGCACCUGUAGACGAGCUGCCAUCCAAAGUGAUGUCCUGCGAUAAGAAGGAGCAUGGGUUGGAGAUGGUCACUGACCAGAGGGGCCCGUGGAGGCUGAGAAGGCCCCGCUGUGUGACGUCACAGGGAGAACACGUCUCCGGCCUGAUUACUGGCUGCUGUCUCAUUCCGCCACUCUUUGGCCUGUUUGCGUUCCUCUCAGAAACUGAGGUUGCCAAAGAACAGCCCUGGGAAAGGCAGCACAGGACCCUAUGGAAGAGGUGCUGUCCGGAGGGCUCAGCCCGGAGCUGGGCAGCUGUAUUGUUCCUUUGAGGGACAGUCGGGGCCUCGAGCCAUCGAUGCUGUUCUCUCCCCGCAGGUCCUCUCACGGCCGCCAUGGCUCCUCCCUCCUCAGGGCUGUGGCCCAGCUGAGGUCCCAGCUCCGGGCCCACCUCCUUCGAGCGCCUCCAGCCCCCAGCCAAAGACCCUCUGCCUGGCGCUGGGUUGGGGGCAUCCUUCUGGGCCCUGUGGUGUGGAGUAAGUGCCCCCGCCUCGGCCUUGUGGCACUGUGUGAGGCGGAAGAGGCCCCUCCUGCCUGCUCCAGACCUCAUGUUGGGGAGUCCCGCUUUAACUGGAAGCUCUUCUGGCAGUUUCUGCGCCCCCAUCUGCUGGUCCUGGGGGCAGCCAUCGUGCUGGCACUGGGUGCGGCCCUGGUGAAUGUGCAGAUCCCCCUGCUUCUGGGCCAGCUGGUGGAGAUCGUGGCCAAGUACACGAGGGAUCACGUGGGGAGCUUUCUGACUGAGUCCCGGCAUCUCAGCACCUCCCUGCUCAUCCUCUAUGGCGUUCAGGGGCUGUUGACCUUCGGGUACCUGGUGCUGCUGUCCCGCAUCGGCGAGCGCAUGGCCGUGGACAUGAGGAGGGCCCUCUUCAGCAACCUGCUCCGACAAGAUAUUGCUUUCUUUGAUGCUAAAAAGACAGGGCAGCUGGUGAGCCGGUUGACAACUGAUGUGCAGGAGUUUAAGUCAUCUUUCAAACUCGUCAUCUCCCAGGGGCUGCGAAGCUGCACCCAGGUGGCUGGCUGCCUGGUGUCCCUGUCCAUGCUGUCCCCCCGCCUCACGCUGCUGCUGAUGGUGGCCACACCCACCCUCAUGGGAGUUGGCACCCUGAUGGGCUCAGCUCUCCGAAAAUUGUCUCGCCAGUGUCAGGAGCAGGUCGCCAGGGCAACGGGCGUAGCGGAUGAGGCCCUGGGCAAUGUUCGGACUGUGCGGGCCUUCGCCAUGGAGCACCGAGAAGAGGAACGCUACGGAGCAGAGCUGGAGGAGUCCCGCUGUAAGGCGGAGGAGCUGGGUCAAGGCAUUGCCUUGUUCCAAGGGCUCUCCAACAUCGCCUUCAACUGCAUGGUCUUGGGCACCCUGUUUAUUGGGGGCUCCCUCGUGGCUGGACAGCAGCUAACAGGGGGAGACCUCAUGUCCUUCCUGGUGGCCUCCCAGACGGUGCAGAGGUCCAUGGCCAACCUCUCUGUCCUGUUUGGCCAGGUGGUGCGGGGGCUCAGCGCGGGGGGCCGGGUCUUUGAGUACAUGACUCUGAGCCCAUGCAUCCCACUGUCUGGGGGCUGCUCCGUCCCCCGAGAGCACCUGCGUGGGGCCAUCACGUUCCACAACGUCUGCUUCAGUUACCCCAGCCGCCCCGGCUUCCAGGUACUGCGGGACUUCACCCUCACCCUGCCCCCUGGCAAGAUUGUGGCCCUCGUGGGCCAGUCCGGCGGAGGAAAGACCACCGUGGCUUCCCUGCUUGAGCGCUUCUACGACCCCACGGCGGGCGUAGUGACGCUGGAUGGACGGGACCUGCGUACCCUUGAUCCCUCCUGGCUCCGGGGCCAGGUCAUUGGCUUCAUCAGCCAGGAGCCAGUCCUGUUUGGAACAACAAUCAUGGAGAACAUCCGCUUUGGGAAGCUGGGAGCCACAGAUGAAGAGGUUUAUGCUGCUGCCCGGGAAGCCAACGCCCACGAGUUCAUCACCAGCUUCCCAGAGGGUUACAACACCAUCGUCGGUGAGCGGGGCGCAACCCUGUCUGGAGGCCAGAAGCAGCGCCUAGCCAUCGCCCGCGCCCUCAUCAAGCAGCCCGCGGUGCUGAUCCUGGAUGAGGCGACCAGCGCUCUAGACUCGGAGUCCGAACGGGUGGUGCAGGAGGCCCUGGACCGCGCCAGCGCCGGCCGCACGGUACUCGUCAUCGCCCACCGGCUCAGCACCGUGCGUGGGGCCCACCACAUCGUCGUCAUGGCCCACGGCCGAGUCUGCGAGGUGGGGACCCAUGAAGAGCUCCUGAAGAAGGGCGGGCUGUAUGCAGAGCUCAUCCGGAGACAGGCCCUGGAUGCCCCAGCUCCUGAGGUGCCCAGAGGCCCCAGGAACCGCCACCCCAGGUCCUGAGAGCCGCUGUCUGAGGUCUGGUCACUGCUGAGCUUUGGUGCCCAGGGCCGAGGCUCAGCUCCGGGAACACCUGGGGACCAAGCACCCAGGACGGCCAGUGUGCCGCUGUGCAGGCUGCUGCCCCGCCCCUGCUCACGAUGAGCCCUGGGCCUAGCGCUGCAGUGGGGGAGGUUGGGACUGCUCCCAUCCACGCCCCCCUCCUUCCGCCAGGCUGCCUCCCUCCUGCAAGAGCCAGGAAUCACUGGGCUGCACGGAGGAGGAGGCAGAGUCCCCAGGUCCCUGCUCUGUUCCCUCCCUCUGCCCAGACCCUCCCGACCCCUCUCAGGAACCCUGCCAAGUCUCCCCUCUACCUGAUAGUCUAAAGCUGUCCAGGCCCAGCUCCAGUCAGGCUCAGGGAGGGGGAAUGGGAGUUCACACUAGAGUGGUCCACACCCAUGCCAGACCUCACCUUCCUGGACCCUGACUCCCCACUCUCCUCUGUCCCCACUGCCUCUCUGAGCCGUGGGAGAAGGAGACCAGCCCCUCGAACCUACAGUCCCCAUCCUGAGAAGAGCUUCCCUUCCUUCUCCCUACUCCAUUAAGACGGUCCUUUUUCUAGAUUUCAUCCCCACCCCCCACACCCCCAUCCAACAGAACAGGUGGCUUGGGACACCUGCCCCCAGCCCUUGGGAAAGGGGUAGGAGGGGCGGGGCAUGCCAUGGUCUAUUCCACAAGGAGCUUCCAGCUUACCAGGCUGUCUUACCACUGCCCUGGUCCCAUGCACCUGGACUCUGUCGCCCAUGAGAUUGUGGACAGCCCGCCCGCUCUGAAGGAGACGAAGCUGACACAUAGCCCAAACUCCAGGCGCGCGGGUCAUACGGUGCUAACAGUCACCAAACUGCAAGGGAGAAGUUAAAACUUAGCCCCCAGGCUGACAAAAUACAAAAUCAAGUGGCUUUGUCCUGUGGAUUUAUCCGAGGGCAAGGCCAUGUUUCCGGGGCGGCUGCGAUGUGUAGGACGAGCAGUCGGCAGUGGCUCAGGUGUGCGGAGCCGGGGCCGAGUCCCUGCAGCCUCUUCCGGGUGUGGUUUAGGACCAGAUGCUACUUUGGGGACAAAGCACCUGAAAUGUCCCAGGGCCGCAGCCCCCCUGGUGUGAUAUCCUGCUUCCUUACUGAGCAGAGGUCGCGUGCCAGGGCAGCCACAGGCCAGGAAGCAGGGCGCGGGCUCUGGGGGGCCUUGCCACCAAACGCCUCCCCAGCUCCCUAGCCAAGUCCGCACCGGCCUGCCUCACCCCUCCUUCGAGGGAGAGGCAGCGGAGGCGAGCUCCUGCUCCACCAGCUCCAGCCCCAGCCGCCCAGAGAAAAUUCCAGGUCUCUGCUGACCUCUUCAGGGGGCCUCUCCCAAUCCUGCCGCCCUCGCCCCCCCCCCAGCUAGGGAAGUAGUGCGAUCUGUGGGAGCCUGGAGCUGGAAGGCUCUGUGGCCAGCCUCACACUUGCCCUGCAGCCUCAGCCUCGACCUUGCCUCCUGCCACUGUUCCCCGCGGGUCACAAGCCUGCAGUACUUCAUCCUGAGAGCGGGGCGCCUGGUGGCGCAGUCGAUUGAGUGUCUGACUCUGGGUUUCGGCUCAGGUCCUGAUCUCGGGGUCCUGGGAUCGAGCCCCAUGUCGGGCUCCAC
This is a messenger RNA of Leptonychotes weddellii (Weddell seal), 4590 nucleotides long. The record is from RefSeq and is a predicted model, not a curated record. Lineage: Eukaryota; Metazoa; Chordata; Mammalia; Carnivora; Phocidae.